Messenger RNA from Brenthis ino (lesser marbled fritillary), 261 nucleotides. The record is from the annotation of a GenBank genome assembly. Lineage: Eukaryota; Metazoa; Arthropoda; Insecta; Lepidoptera; Nymphalidae.
AUGAAAUGCUUCAGCAGUGCCGAUACUAAUGCUUCACUAUCUUUAAUCGCGUGUCGUAUAGAUCUGCGAUGUCGAUACAUGGCGGUUGCGAGAGACGCCACCGGUCGCGAUCAGUAUGCGCCCUUCUCACAUUUUUGUGCGGAUCGUCCGUCUCUGUCGGUCUUGCGUGUCGCGUAUAGCGCGUCCCUGUCGCUCUCGCGCCGGCCGCGCGGCCGGGGGACACGUAGCGUUCCGCGCUCGGCCGCCGACUCGCAGCGGCGC